AUGUUUAGACUCGCAAUAAGUUUCUGUCUAAUCGCAGCAUCUUUGAGCGACUCGCUGCAGCCGGGUCCAUGUCCUGAGAUUACUGUGGACCCGAUAAAUUUGGAUAAAGUAGCUGGAGUAUGGCUUGAGCACAAACGCAGCCUUAACAAUUGGGGAAAUUUAGAAAAAUGUGCAAAGGCCAUUUGGCAUGUUCCUCACAAUGGUAUAGCGAAAAUGGCUGGAAAAUGGUAUGGGUACGCACGUAGCAGUAAUAAUAGAGAUGAGGCUGAAAGAUGUCCUAUAUUUAAUUGGAUUCAAAUCGAUGAUGGCCGAACGCUAUUCGUUUUCUCUGACAUUUCAGCAUUAAUCAAUGAUAAUUCUACAAUAGUCGCCGAU
Messenger RNA from Cotesia congregata, 375 nucleotides. The record is from the annotation of a GenBank genome assembly. NCBI's taxonomy places the organism in Eukaryota, Metazoa, Arthropoda, Insecta, Hymenoptera, Braconidae.